Messenger RNA from Nicrophorus vespilloides, 3746 nucleotides. It is a transcript of the gene sas, whose product is annotated as putative epidermal cell surface receptor. The coding region runs from base 361 to 3663 and encodes 1100 amino acids. Gene Ontology annotation, molecular function: protein binding. The record is from RefSeq and is a predicted model, not a curated record. NCBI's taxonomy places the organism in Eukaryota, Metazoa, Arthropoda, Insecta, Coleoptera, Silphidae. The transcript is spliced from 8 exons.
GCGGUGAUUAAUAUAUUUUGAAAAGUAAAAGUUUUUAUGGUUCUUGGAAUUCAGAAUAUGAAACUUUUCUAGGGAUGUCCCGAAGUUUGAGAUGUUGUGCUUCGGUGUGUCGAGCGGCGGCCAGCACCAAGAAGAGCGUUCCUCAGUGUCGACUGACCGCACGAACGAUCGAGUCGUGAGCAUUCACCGCGGACGGCCGCAAAUGCGAUGAAUUCUAACUGUUGUUCUGUGCGCUCCCCAUCGUCGUCCUCCGCAAAGCCAAAACUGGAUACAUAGAAUUAAAGAGUAAUAUAGUGUUCACACGUAUACACGUAUUUUUAGACUGAAAAGUUAGAUUUGUUAUAGAAGAAACGGACAAUUAUGAAAAUGUGCGUGAAGUUUCGGUGGACGCUCUUGUUGUUUGCGGCAAUAGGUGGUGUUUGUGCGUUGGAAAUCCAAGCAGGUAAUCCACCGAAUGCAACCCAGAAGGAUAACAUAGAAAACGUUGCUGUUGCGUUGGAUCCAGCAAGCAAACCGGAAAUAAUGAGCAUGAUAGUGGAAGAUCAUCCGCAAUCAACGGCAGCGACAAAAUCCGGAAAAUCUUUGGAUUUGAAUGGGUUAAAACCGUCUAAAGAUCUGAGUGAUGUUAGUAUGGAUGAUGAUGAUGACGACGACGAUUUUAUACCUAAAAUAUUAGCACCUAAAAUGAUUAAUUCAACUAAAGGAGUUUGCGAAAAAGGUGGAUUGACCUACGAGGAAGGUGAAAAGUUGGAAGUCGGUUGCGAUUCAGUCUGUACAUGUGUCAAGGGUAAGAUGGAUUGCGUCGAUAGAUGUCAAAGGCCGUUCAUUAGAAGGGGUAAAAAAAUCGACGAUCCUCUGUGCAAAGAAAAAUUAGUAGAGGAAGACAGCUGUUGUUCGGUGAUGCAAUGCACUUCUGAUACACAUGAGACAGGUUGCAACCAUAAAAAUAAAUCUUAUCAAUUUGGAGAUAUCGUCAAAGAUGACUGCGAAGAGAUUUGCACUUGUCAAAAUGAUGGUCACAUGGAUUGCAAGGAACGCUGUCCACCUCUGACAACGUUGAACGAUAAAUGUCUGAAGAUCAAAGAUGAAAAUGAUGCGUGCUGUAUGAAAGUGAUUUGCGAUGUGACAUUGAACGACAACAAACUCAUAGGUGCUAAAUACAUUAACCAGUCAGCUAUAAAAUUGGAAUUCGAAGGAAACCAAACCUUGCCGUUGAUCGAAGUGAGCGAGGACAAGAAUUCAUGGAAAACGUAUACUCCAUUAUCUGGAGGUUUCUUGACGAAUAUAGAUAAUAACUUCAAGUAUGCACGCAUAGAAGAGUCGGACGACUUUGUAGAGAUUCAAGAGUACAAUAAUGAAGGGUGCGAAUUUAAAGGUGAGAUGUACAAGUUCGGCGCAGAAUUCAACGAUGGUUGCGAAUCGUUUUGCGUGUGCAAGGAGGAAGGAGUGAAAUGCUUGAAAAUGGAUUGUCCCACGUACUUUGGAACUGAUGUUCUGGAUCCGAACUGCAUCGAAUGGGAAACGGUUCCCACGAAUUUCACGCCGAUCGCGCCGAAAUGUUGUCCGGAGAAGUUGCGUUGCAAGAAUAAUGGUAGCUGCAUUUAUCAAGGAGUAACCUAUCCGAACUGGCAGCAGAUUCCAGAGAACGUUACCGGUUGCCAAAAACGCUGUUACUGCGAAAUGAACAAUGUUGAAUGCCAGAACAUCUGUCCACCGGUGACAGCACAUCCACCAUCAAAUCUCGAUUGUCUUCCGCAACAUGCGACUCUCGGUCAUAUGCCGGGCGAAGAUUGCUGCGUAUACUGGACUUGCAAGGAAGAAAGUAAAAUCAACAGCACGCAAGAGGAAAAACCUCCAUCGAAAACUGUAGGUCCUCUGGUAGUGUUGACGAACGGAAUCAAUGAAAAGCAAAACGUUACCAAAAAAGUGCUGUCCGGCCAAGAAAACAAUUACUUUGAUAAAAAGCCGACGGCCAACGGGGAAUACUUGGGGCCUUUCAAUCCCGCCUACAAGCCAACCCCUAAACCGCAAAAAGAUAUCAAAUCUAAACCGAACAAAGUGUACGUCACUCCACCGACCACUAACGCAAUCGUCCCACAAUCGAAUCCUCCAUCCGUUCUAGGAGGGGACUUGAGUCACCUGCUGAACCAACAGCCUCAGUUUGGUGGAAAUUAUCCCAUUUUCGGUAUUCAGCAUAUCCCCAUCAAUCCGAAUCCGAACAAUAAUUUGGAAAUUCCGUUUAACAAGAACCACGCGACCAUCGAACAACUUUUACAAGAAGUGCACAAGAAUAGGCCAGCACUUCCACCGCAAAUACCACCCUUUCCACCUCAUUAUCCCAUUAACAACAACGGUCACAUUUUUAUACCGCCCAAUCACCCAUUCACAAACGGACAACCAUCACAUCAAAACGCGACAGAUUUCGGAGUCUAUCAACACAACUUUGCAUCUUCAGAUGUUAAUGUGGAUAUCUUAGAAGCGUUAGACGCACACACGGUUCGUCUGGUCUUUACAGUUCCUACAGUAUUCGUUGGAUUGCGCGGAGGAGUCGAAGUUAGAUAUACAGAUUCAAACAAUCCAGAUGUUGAUACUUGGCAACUGCAGAAUUACACAUCCCCCGAUGACGUUAUACGAACGCCCCAGUUGGAAUUCGAAUUGCUGAACCUCAGGGCGGAAACCGAAUACAAGAUCAAGGUGACCUUGCAACUGGAUGGAUUGCACAACAAACCAAGCAGCCAGAUUUAUUCGAUCAAAACGCUGCAGGAGAACAAAGUGAGCACGCCGCAAAUGAUCCCCAUCGAUCCGGAACUCGCUGUUACUGCUGUAAACGCAACUUGGGUCAACUUGUCGUGGAGGAAGUUUACAGAUUACGAGUUGCAAUUAAUAGACGGUCUUCAAAUACGAUUCAAAGAAAUCGAUGGUAAAAUUUACAAUGCUACCGCCCUGAUCCAUAGGGCGAUCACUGGUUUCACCAUAGACAAUUUGAAGCCGGACACCAAGUACGAGGUCGGCCUGUUUUUCAUUCCUUUCGCUGGACAACCGAACGAACUCUACGCCGAGCACAUGGUGAAUUUCGCCACCACAACGGAAUACGAUACGUACGGAUUCAAUGUUACGUUGGAAAUAUCAUUGAUUAAACCGACGAAUAUAGAGAUCACUUGGUCGGGCGUUCCAUAUCCCGAAGAUAAAUAUGUAAAUAUCUAUAGAGCGAUCUACCAAAGUGAUUCCGGGAAAGGUGAUUCGAGCACGUUCAAAAUGGCUAAAAGAGAUUCAACGCCGAAAGUGCUGAUCACUGACCUGAAACCUGGAACCAGAUAUAGACUGUGGCUCGAGGUUUACCUAACCAAUGGUAAAAUCAAAACUAGUAACGUGCAAGACUUCAUAACCAAACCCAGAUCACCUCCAUCUCUAGGAGCGUCUUCCAAACAAGAUAAAUUAUCGGGUGAAUUGCCUGACGAAAAGUCAGAUUACUACGGUUCGUUGGUGGUCGUUGCUAUUUUAGCCUCGGUCGCGAUUUUGUCCACACUAGUGUUAUUAUUAAUCCUAUUCAAGAGGCACAGUCAAAACAAGGCGUGCAUAACGCCGCCCCCGAGAGUCAGCCAAUCCGCUUACGAUAAUCCAACGUAUAAAGUGGAAAUCCAGCAGGAAACUAUGGACUUAUGAUUCCCAGUUCGCGAAGAUUAGCGUUGUAAAUAAUUUAUGUAAUAAGAAUUGUUUAAUUUAUUUUUAAUGAACAGUAUUUUAAU